This is a messenger RNA of Amphibalanus amphitrite, 1057 nucleotides long. Its product is annotated as loricrin-like. The transcript is spliced from 3 exons. The coding region runs from base 1 to 1038 and encodes 345 amino acids. NCBI's taxonomy places the organism in Eukaryota, Metazoa, Arthropoda, Thecostraca, Balanomorpha, Balanidae. The record is from RefSeq and is a predicted model, not a curated record.
AUGGGUCCCAGCAGCUACUGCCGUGAUAACCAGGGCUAUUUCUACCACUGCGACGACUCCAGCUGGGGAUCGGGUAACUCUUGGCGCCGCUGGUACGGUGAGGGCGGCUACAGCGACCUGUCCCGCAGCCUGGGCCGGGGUCAGGUCACGUUCGCCCCCUCUGGCGGUGUGCAGCUGACCUGUGACUUUUCUCAGACGGGCCGCUCCGACUGGGACGGGAUGGUCACGGACAUUGUCUGGCGGAAGGUGGACAGAACCUUCCGCAGGACCACGGGCGGCAGGUCCUUCUUCACCGACAGCCGCUACAACGGCCGCGGGUUCUCGGACCGCGCCUCAUUCGUCAACAUUGGCAGUGUCGACGCCGGCGUCGGCGACCGCUUCGACGGACGCUACGGCAGCUUCGGCGGCUACAACGGCGGUAGGUACAGCGGCUUCAACAGGCCGGGGUACUACGGAUACAACACUGGCAGCGGUGGCUACUACGAUAACAACUAUAACGGGCCCUACCGCGACAGAGGAGACGGGUUCUACGAUGGUUUCGGCUCCUCCAGCAUGGGAAGUUUCAGCGGGGGGUAUGUGCGAGACGACUACCUCGGUCCCGCCAACACCGGCUUCGGUGGCCGGCCCGGAUAUGACUCGGGCUACUACAGCUCUGGGUUUGGUUCUGGCUGCUCCGGCGGCGGCUGCGGCUGCGGCGGGCGGCCCUGGUAUCGCUGUCUCGAUAGUCGGGUUCGGCGGAGGAGGCGACACGUCUCCACCGGAGGUCGGGCCAUGUCCUGCUGGGUCACCCAGGGUCCCGGCUGGUCCACGCUGACCCUGACCCGGCCCGGCCCGGAGGACGAGGGGCUCUACAUGUGUGUGGGCCGCAGCGGGGGGUCGCGAGCUGUGUCGAUGGAGGUGGAGUUGUCCAGGUAUGUCGCCGGUGGCCGCUACCGCAGUGCACUGCUGAAAACGGAGCCCGACAGAGUGGUGGAGGAAGGGGCAGAGGGGAGAGAGGAGGAAGAGGAGGAGGCGGCGGCGAAUGAGGUGGAGAAGUAAGGGAUAAGACUCAGAGAGU